This is a messenger RNA of Emiliania huxleyi CCMP1516, 432 nucleotides long. RefSeq lists its product as hypothetical. Lineage: Eukaryota; Haptophyta; Isochrysidales; Noelaerhabdaceae. The transcript is spliced from 3 exons. Bases 1 to 432 code for a protein of 143 amino acids. The record is from RefSeq and is a predicted model, not a curated record.
AUGUCCUACGAGUCCCGGCAGUCCCUUCGGCUGCUCGAGUCGGGAGAGGCGAGCACGCUCGCCGAGAUCCGCGCGGACCGGCCGCUCGUGCUCGACUUUUGGCACACGCGCUGCGGUAACUGCCCCGAGGCGCUCACGAAGCUCGACGCGCUCGCGGCGAGCGGAAAGCUGCCCGGCGUCGCCUUUGCGGCAUGCGCCCUCUCGCUGGGCGAGGGCUCGUUCGAGCAGACGGCGGAGCUGGUGGACGACGAGUGGGAGCAUCUCACCCACCUCUUCAUGAGCACCGACGAGAAGGAGGUCGCUAAGGCCGAAUUUGGCUUCUCGGCGGCCGUCCUGUACAAGGGCAGCCCCAAGGCGGCCGACUGGGUGGCCAUCUUCAGCUCAGCGGCAGCCGACGCCGCCUCGCCCGCCUCGCCCGACUCGGACUUUUGA